AUGAAGGUUCCUGGACCGGCACACAAGCAGCAUACAGCUCCAGUGGUCCGAACUCGAAAGAGGAAGCAGCAUCGCACUGAGAGCGAUGAAUUCAGUAAGAGCCUCGGCGCGGAUGACGUAGACAAGCUAUUUUUCGUCCCGUACCAGCUGCCGGGAACCGCACGUCGAGAUGUUGAGCUUGUCGAUGCCGCGAGGCGGUCUUAUGUCGCACGUCGAUCGCAUAGGAAUGGAGGGAACACUGUGUUCUUGGCAGAGGUGGCGACAAAUACAUCAUCAGUCAAAGACAAGCCAUACGAAGCGACCAUCUCGGCAGCGACUGCACCAAACACUGUGCAGUUGCCUUCACCUGUGUCGAAGCUGUCGCCUACUGACCCAUUCUCGGUUUUCAAUUACAGCAUCGACCUCGAAGCCGGCAGAGCCAUCAGAUAUUUCCAAACGAACUGGGCCGAAUCUGCGUUCCAGUCUGCCACGAGCCAUCUGCACAGGUCUGACAAUCAUGCAACAACGUCUGUGGUUGUUCAGCAGGUGAUGUCAGACAACAUGUGCGCUCAUGCGUUUCUUGCUGCUGUUAAUCGGCGCAUGUUUGUCAUGCAUGAUGCAAGCGUUCUAGCAGAGCGGCAUGCAAAUCUUGCGAUGGCUCAGCUCAAGAAGGAGAUCGGUCGGACUGAUGCCAUAGUUGUCAAUCAGCACAUCGCGGUAGUGAUGCUUUUUCUGUCUGCAUACGAGACCUACUGCUUUAAUCUAGAGGGAGCUAGGAUUCAUCUUGCUGCCAUGGAGAAGGUUUACGGUCACCAUGGGUUGAAGGGAUAUUUGCAGCGACUAUGCUGCAACAUCGACCUCUUCAGUGCUGCCUCAUUAGUUGCUCCACCGAUCUUCAAGCAGACGUCGCAGUCGCUUUGUGCAUGGCCCAACCUUGACAAGUCGGCGGCAAGCCAUUUCGAUGAUUACACCGACGUACUUGGCCGCAAGCUCUGCACGGUGAUCGACGAUAUUGUGGCACUAGCGAAUAACGUUGACAGAUUUCGCCACGAAGCUCUCCCUACAGGACUGAAGCAGACAGCCUCUCACAUGAUUGCUCGAAGCGAGGAACUGACUUUUCGAGUCCUGGAACUAAUGCCAUGUGGGAAUAAGCUCAUGGAGUGUACAGUCAUAGCUCUGCUGAUGUGGCUGUCCUACCUCCCCACCAGCCUGAUGUCCUACAGCCCAGGAUUUGUUCCCUCGGACAGUUUCCUCAAGCUUGUGCCAGGUCGUGGCACGCGCCUAGGCCUUGCGCUGCGUCAGUGUAAGCUCGCAACGACGCUCGAGCUCUGGAUCUUGGCCGUUGGCAUCAUUUGCUCCGUUGAUUCGGACGACGUGCAGUAUUGUGCAAUCAACUUCAUACAACUGGCGAAGUCACUUGGGAUCGUGUCGGUCCGUGAGUCCUUGUGGCAAUUCCUGUGGUUUGAUACCUUCGACUUGAUCGACUCCGACGUUCUGGACCGGUUGCUAGACUCAGAAACAGCAACUACGGCGCUUCAGACGAUUGUUGGUUGGGCAUCCAUGACCAGGACACGGCAGCUUCCUAUGGGUGAUGAGAAAUCGAUCUCUGUGAGGCUCACGAACAGGCCUAGCAAUUGCUUCCGGUUGGGUGCAUGA
Molecule: messenger RNA, 1635 nt
Organism: Cyphellophora attinorum
Lineage: Eukaryota; Fungi; Ascomycota; Eurotiomycetes; Chaetothyriales; Cyphellophoraceae
Exons: 1
Coding region: 1-1635 (544 amino acids)
Source: RefSeq, a predicted model, not a curated record